Messenger RNA from Syngnathus acus (greater pipefish), 2911 nucleotides. Its product is annotated as gastrula zinc finger protein XlCGF8.2DB-like. The record is from RefSeq and is a predicted model, not a curated record. The transcript has 2 exons. Gene Ontology annotation, biological process: regulation of transcription by RNA polymerase II. Lineage: Eukaryota; Metazoa; Chordata; Actinopteri; Syngnathiformes; Syngnathidae. Gene Ontology annotation, molecular function: RNA polymerase II cis-regulatory region sequence-specific DNA binding; DNA-binding transcription factor activity. Bases 1228 to 2388 code for a protein of 386 amino acids.
UGAAGGGGGACAAACAUUUGCCCCGACAAUGCCUCUAUGAUGAAUGUCGCUCGCCUUUGUGGACUCCCUGAAAUGACAAGACACAGAGGUUCGCUACGAUCCCAGUUUAGACGAUAAAGGAUGAAGCGAGUGAACCAUUUCUACUUGUUUCAUUCAAGUGCAUAAAUACAGCAUUUAUAGCCGAACCUGCUGUGUAAGAAUCCAUGUGAGCUUGCAGUGGAUGGAUGUCUUCUUCUUUAAUUCCCCAAAGUUCCUCGCGGUGCUCGGCGACCGUGCUUUCCGCACACGACAUUUUCCACACGAUAGUAACGCAGCCGAAAGCCUAACGUCCUCCUCUCUCCUCUUAGUUAGCGGCUACCGAGCUAAGCGAGGUGCGGAAGCUUCGACGCGCGUGGAGGAGACGUUUGGAGCGAGCAACUGCGAUGUCACGGGCAACCCGAUGCCAUCACCAUGGAGUCACACUGAGCAGGGAACACCGGUUCCCCGAGCGCUGCGGGACUGACUGUGGCAUGAUCAAGCAGCGAGGGAAAAGAUGGCAAUUCCUGGCCUUAUAUUCUUUCCCUCUGUCAGGCUCUGUGUUGUUUGGGUGUCGUUUGCUCGGAUCUGCACUUCUUUGAUGGGAUGCUGUGGAUGCCAAAUGGAUGCUGAUGGCGCGCGCGCGCUGGUUAGAACGCACGUUGCCUCACAGUCAGUCCUGUGGUGUAGGGGUCCUGCGUGGCUUUCCUUCCUUGCAUUGUAGGCCGAUUGCCCGCCCGCCCGCCCGCUCGCUCUAAAUCGACCAGAUGUUAAUAUCAAUAUAGAAAACUAUAGUAUUCAUUUUAAUCAUAUAGUUUUGAAAUAACCAAUUUCCUUUGUCUUUUGACCCUCACGCUUCGCCUUACUGUCAUCCAAGAUGGCGGCCAGCGUGCAUGCGCAGUGAUCAUUUAAAUGAAAGCACAGUGAACGUUGCCGCUCCUCGAUUGGAGCCGAUCGCCCGCGUCUAAAUGUUUGAUCGGUUUCACCUUUUGCUGCAAAUUUUUUUCACUUUCACCAAGUGAUCGUUGCUGCCAUCGAAGGCGGACAGAACAUCGCAGUUUAUUACAAGCUCUUCUCCGUGGGUUUUGACGUCUAUCUAUCUAUCCGGCCGGCCGGCCGGCCAGCUAGCUUAGCUUGUUAGCCGCCAGUGCCUGUGGCCGGCGGGCCAGCCAACAAAGUGGCCCGGAUAGGAGGAGCAGAAGCCCGCCCCCCAUGGAAGCGCACACAGCAGAUGUCCAGCGGUGGCAGCAGCCGCCGCCGCCUCAUAGUCCCGCAGGUCUGCCCACUCAGGAACAGGACGAGGAGCGGCCGGUGGCCCGCCGCUUUAAAGACGAAGAGGAAGAAGUGGACGUGAGCCGGCAGGAGGAGCGGCCGCGAGGUGCGGACGGCCAGGAGCGGGCGGACACGUGCGACUUCCCGGUGAUUCGCGUGGUGGUGAAGAGCGAAGACGAAGACGGCGUCCAAACGGAGGCGGCGCCCGCGCAAAGCUCUCAAGGCGACUGGCAAAAUCAGCCAGGCGGCUGGAAAUGUCCCCGAUGCGACCAAAGGUUCGCCCUGGAGUCGGACUUGAAGACGCACGUCACGCAAAGUCACGCGCGAGCAAAAGCGUUCGGCUGCUCGUUGUGCGCUAAAAGCUUCACUCAAAGGGGCACCUUGACCAUCCACAUGAGGAAGCACACCGGGGAAAAGCCUUACCCGUGCCCGGCGUGCGACAUGACUUUCCGAGAUCGCUCCACCAUGGUCAAACACACGCAAACGCACACGGGGGAAAAAGCCUUUGCGUGCGCCGUUUGCGCUCAAAGCUUUGCCAGAAAGAGUAAUUUGAAGGAGCACGGCAAAACGCACAGCGGCGAGAAACCUUUUGCCUGCUCAAUCUGCGCAAAAGGCUUUGCCAAAAAUAUCAAUUUGAAAGCCCACAUGCGAAUCCACAGCGGAGAGAAGCCCUUCUCGUGCUCGCUGUGCGACAUGACCUUUCGCUUUCGCUCGUCAUUGAUCCCGCACAUGAGGACGCACACCGGCGACAACUUCACCUGCUCCUUUUGCGGCAAAAUCUUCUCCAGGAUGAUGAGUUUGAUGGAGCACACCCGAAUUCACACGGGAGAGAAGCCUUUCUCCUGUUCCGUCUGCAACAUGACCUUUCGGCUGCAGUCCACCAUCGCCAACCACAUGAAAACGCACAGCGGAGAGAAACCUUUUGCAUGCUCCGUGUGCAACUCCCGCUUUACGCUUCAAGCCACCAUGUUGAGACACAUGCGAACGCACACUGGGGAGAAACCCUUCUGUUGCCACCUGUGCGGGGACAACUUUGCUUACAAGUAUCAGCUCAACAAGCACAAGUGUGUCGUCGGGGAGGGCAGCGGUGGCUCCGUUUGACUCCCACGCCAAAUGGCGGCGGCGUUCUGUCCGUCCCAUCGGAAGCAAACCAGAUGCACCGGCGACUGCAAAGGCCUACCGCUCUGACACACACACACACACACGUUUGCUGGUGUUUUGAAUAAAUAGUGACACGCAUUUAUGGGAAGACAGAAAUCAGCGCAAAGUGAUCCUUUGCAACGCUUUCAACUGCAGCAGCUGCCACUUUGAAAGUCGCUCCCAGAACAAAACAGCAUAGUUAUGCUUGUGAUGCAAUCAGUUUCAUGAUGCAAUGUUUCCAGACAUUUGCCACAUGCAGCAUUUUAUGCAGCGCUUCAACAAAUCCCUUCGCAAACCCAAUUGUCACAGAUCAGGUCUGUAAGGAACCUGAUCUUUUUUUUGUACGCCAGCUUUCAGACUUGCGUGGCAACGGCCAAUUUGGUUUUCCUAGCAGUGUCGUGCAGUACGAUGCAAAUGUGGGCAGGAUUAAAUAUAUAUAUAUAUAUGAGAUCACUUUCUUCCACUUACAAAAUGAGUGGAUGGA